Messenger RNA from Caenorhabditis sp. 36 PRJEB53466, 1207 nucleotides. The record is from the annotation of a GenBank genome assembly. Lineage: Eukaryota; Metazoa; Nematoda; Chromadorea; Rhabditida; Rhabditidae.
AUGGCCGAUAAAAGCUGCUCGGUGUGCGCCACCACUGACACCACCCACAUGCACUUUGGCUCGAGAGUCUGUCAAGCGUGUGCCGCCUUCUUCCGAAGAACCGUUUCUUUGGGCAUCCGAUUCGUUUGCAAGUACCAGAAAGUAUGCACAAUGGGCCAAGGAGGAAGGAUCUUCUGCAGAGCAUGUCGCUAUGAUCGGUGCGAAUCCGUCGGGAUGAGACGGGAAUGUAAGAGAGUUUCAUCAAUUGAGCAAAGACUCUUAACGAAAAACUUUCAGUGGUUCAAGAACCUCGCGCCACGAAUCGGAUCCCCAAAUAUGUGCUCAGAUCCAGAGAAGAAGGCGUCGUUGACAUCGUUCGAGUAUAUGCCACGUGUACCGUAGGCCCAGUGUGCACGGAAUCAAUGGAGACUGGCUCGCAGUCUGAUGAAGAAUGUGCUGUCGAGCUGACAGAGUUCAGUUCCAUCCUGAAUGUAACUCACGGUGAACUUCUCGAUUAUUACAUGAGCCAAGUGCAAACAUCCUCUCAUCAUCAAUCUUUGGGAUUCAAUAAGGUACCAAUUUGAAGCGUGGAAUUAUGAAGAACACUUGUUUUUUUCAGUUCUCUCUUCUAGAAUUUAUGAAACGAAAGUCUGUCGGUGAUCAUUUUGCCUUUCAAAUAUGCACUUCCUGUCCGGGCACGGACCUUCUGGACAAAGACGACCUCUCGAUACUCUUCCGCUAUUGCUCUUUUGCCAAUAUCUGGAUGGACUCUGCGUGGAUGAACUCAGAAUUAUCAGAACACGUCAAGUCGACCGGCAUACUUUCCUCGUUCGUUAACCGAUUCUCUUCAACCGUCGGCGCUGCUCUUUUUCGACUGCGGCUCGAGGUUUUCGAGUACGCCGCGCUCAAAUCGUUCUGCAUCUGGAAACUGGCGAUGCUCGACUCGACGCUCACUCUCAAAACUGUCUCACAAGAACAAUACGGAGGUGUCACUUCAGCGCUGAACAAAUAUUAUCAGGUAUGUUUCGAUUCGAAAGAUCUUAUUAUUAUGUUUUUCUUCCAGAAGCACACCCCCUUGACAUCAAAUGAGAUCGCCACGCGAAUGGCCGAGCUGAUCCUUCUGAUUGGUCCGAUUUUCGACGCCUACCGCGACAUGCUCUCCGUCUACGAAGCACUUGAAAUCGAAUCCGACACAAUGGAAAAACAAAUGACAUGUUUGAAGUUUUAA